This is a messenger RNA of Prorocentrum cordatum, 594 nucleotides long. The record is from the annotation of a GenBank genome assembly. Lineage: Eukaryota; Dinophyceae; Prorocentrales; Prorocentraceae.
GAGGAGGAGGAGGAGGAGGAGAGCCAAGGCGGGGCUUUUCACUCCCGCGCGGUGUCGCGGCGUGGAGGAGGCUGGGUGCGCUUGCGCUGCGCCGCUGGGCGCAGUGCCCGGGGCGCGCGCGGUCCCCUCGGGGCGCCGCUGCGCGGCCUGGCCUGCGGGGCACGGGGCCAGCGCGCGGGGGGGCACCGGCCCGCGGCGGGACGCCCCGCUUGGGGGGCGAUCAUUGUGCGCUGCCCCUCCGAGGUUGGCACCAGCCGCGCCCCGGUCGGGUCUUGCGAGCCAGGGCUGGCUCUCGCUGAGGAUGGAGAGGGGGAGCAAGAGAGGCAGGAAGUAGGGAUUAGGAGAAGAAGGUGGAGGAGGUGGAGGAGGAGCACAGACACAGCAUUCUUAUGCGGGCAGGUGCCUUGACACUCCAGGGAAAAUGUUGGCAGUGUGCCAUUGAAGCACGCAGCAGCGUUAUCCUGCUAAAACCGCCGCCGCGCCGCUGGCGGGUUGUGGAGCGGCCUUGGGCUAAAACUAUGGCAGCACACGGGAAAGGAUCGGAGCAGCACAAAAACCAAGGAUCUCUGAGAUCCAGCUGUUCUGGAGGAUCUC